GCGGGAGCGGCUCCGGGCGCGGCGGCACCGGCAGCGGGCACGGCGGCACCAUGGACGACUUGGACGCCUUACUGGCAGACCUGGAAUCAACCACCUCUCAUAUCUCCAAACGCCCAGUGUUUCUCACGGAGGAAACUCCUUACUCCUACCCAACUGGAAACCACACGUACCAGGAGAUUGCUGUGCCACCCCCGGUGCCCCCACCGCCUUCCAGCGACGCCCUGAAUGGCACCGUGAUCGACCCCUCAGAGCAGUGGCAGCCCAGCACACCCAGAUACGGCCACCAGCAGCCUCAGUCCCAGUCUCCUAUAUACAGCUCUAGUGCCAAAAGCUCCAGUGCCUCCGUUCCUAGAGACGGGCUCAACUCUCCUACUCCCCGUGCCAGUGAAGAGGAACACGUCUACAGUUUCCCAAACAAGCAGAAGUCUGCAGAACCGUCUCCUACAAUGACCAGCUCCUCUCUGGGCAGCAACCUCUCAGAACUGGACAGGCUCCUUCUGGAACUGAAUGCUGUUCAACAUACCCCUGCCAGUGGCUUCACAGCAGAUGAGGCUGGCAGAAGCCCAUCACUGCCCAGCGUGGCUGGCCCUCACUAUGUUGUCCCAGAGAACAGCAGCUCAGGGGGAGGGAAGGCUGCACCCCCGACAAAGGAGAAGCCAAAGCGCAAUGGUGCCCGUGGGAUUGAAGAUGUGCGUCCCAGCGUGGAGAGCCUGCUGGAUGAGCUGGAGAGCUCCGUGCCAAGUCCAGUGCCUGCAAUCACUGUGAGCCAGGGUGAGGUGAGCAGCCCCCAGCGUGUCACGGCCAGUCAGCAGCAGACCCGAAUUUCUGCUUCUUCAGCUACACGAGAACUGGAUGAGCUGAUGGCAUCUCUCUCUGACUUCAAGACUAGUUCCACUAUGUCUCUGAUUUCUGAAUCUUCCCUUGAACCGGUUCCCAGUUCAGCUAAUGCAGACUCCAGCAACACUCCUCACAGUUUAGCUGUGCUGUCCCAUUCCAAACACCCUUCUGCAAGUCACAGUGGGGACUCAACAGUGCCAGCAUCUGUCCCCCCAGCAGACACCUGCAUUGAGGAGGGCAGUGACACUGCAGUUCUGCCUUUGGCAGGGCACCCUGCUGCCCCUCCACCUGUGCCCCAUUUAGCACAAGCUGUCCCUGUGCCCCCACCACGGAGCUCCUCUGGUUAUGCUACUCGUGGGGAGCAAGUGGCCUCUGCCAGCUUAGUUCAGCUGAACAGAAAGCCUGACUCUUCCAGAAAUACUUCCCAGGCUGUGCCAGCUUCCAAUGUGGAGCUUCUCUGUAGGUCUGCUACUGUGGAGGCACGGGGCUUAGGUUAUGAUGCGGCAAAAGAGACUGAGAAGAAGGAGCAGAGAACUGACCCCAAAAUCUCAAGUGUACCCAUUUCAAAGAAGGGGAAGAUAGCCAAGGAGCUGCAUCAGCAGGGAGCAGCACUCAGGGACAACUCAGCUCUUUCGUCCCAGGGCAGAAGUGUGGAAACAGCUUUAGAUGAGCUGUGGCCCCUGGAGCUGCCUGCACAUGUGCCAGAGGUGCAUGCAAAGAAUGACAGUGUUUUGGAUUCUGUUAAUGAACCUUCUGUUGUUGCCCUGGAUCGGUGGGAUGUCUUCCCAGACACUAAAAACCAGUUGGGCUUUGUAGUGAAGCAAGGACAGGAGCUAAAAGCUGAAGUGCCAUAUGAAACCAAGUUAUACCACAGUCCUGAUGUGGGCAAGAAGAGGCAGGGCAGAGACAGAACUCCUAGGAAGGCAGGUGCUGCUAACACGAACAAGGCCAGAGGAGACCAGGAAAAGGAGCAAUUCAGAAGCUCUGCAGUCACUCCGGAAUCUCCUGAAACCUUUGGGAAGGCUGGAUGGGAUCUGCCAUGUGUCUCCAAACCACCCAUUGAGAGGAUUUCUGCAUCAGGCCAGAUAAAAUCUUUAAUCAAGAGGACAAAAGAGACUGCGAAUGUGCAUCCAAUGUCUCGGGACCUCUCUCCAAGGCGCAGACUAGGUCCUGCCAUAUUCCACAAGACUGAGUCCCAGGAUCGCUUGAUUGAGGAGCUUCAGGACAGGCUGGGCAUCGAUAACCAGGAGCAGGAAGAAUGGCCAAGCCAGGAUGCCUGGCUGACAGAGGGGGUCAUUGUCACUGCCAGGCCCCGGGGGGAAGAGCAGAGUGGUGAACAGCAAGUAGAGAAGGUGGUUUUUCCUCCAGAGUCCCCGCUCCUCUCCAGGAGGACAAUCUCUGUUCCUGUCUCUUCCCAUCUCCAGCCUUCCAAAGAAGCUGCAAAGAUAGUCCCUGCUAAUGCUGCUCCUUCUCCUGCUUCUGGCCCUGCAUCUCUUCUCUCACUCCCACCUCAGCCUUCCUCUGUGUCAUCUACCCCAGCUCCUAGUCCAGUCUCUUCCUCUUCCUUCAGCUUGGCUCCCCAGCCUCUCUUCCAGUGGGAAGCUUCUGAUAAUGAUUAUCAUGAGGUUUCUGUUGUGGGCACCCCUCCUAAUGAAGACCCCAAACAUUCCUGUUCUCCCCAGACCUGGACUCCUAGCACCAAGGCAGUUGUCUCUGUUGGCUGUCAGACUGAAGAUGAAGCUUUCUUCCCAGAAAUGCAGGUGACCUCUGCUCCUCCCCUAGUCCGCAGUGCCAGUCUGUUGGCUGCUCCUGCACCCUGGGGCCCCACAGCCCCUGACAAGUUCAUGGCACAGGGAAAAGCUGGGAGCAGCUCCCCUCCAUCCACAGCCUCCAAGCCUGGCAGUCAGCUGGAUACCAUGCUGGGAAGUCUUCAGUCUGACCUGAACAAACUGGGUGUAGCUACAGUUGCCAAGGGUGUCUGUGGAGCCUGCAAGAAGCCUAUUGCUGGGCAGGUAGUUACAGCCAUGGGGAAAACCUGGCACCCUGAGCACUUCGUCUGCACCCACUGCCAGGAGGAGAUCGGCUCCCGGAACUUCUUUGAGCGGGAUGGGCAGCCCUACUGCGAGAAGGAUUAUCACAACCUCUUCUCUCCUCGCUGCUACUACUGCAACGGGCCCAUCCUCGAUAAAGUGGUGACUGCUUUGGACAGGACAUGGCACCCUGAACACUUUUUCUGUGCCCAGUGUGGAGCUUUCUUUGGACCUGAAGGGUUUCACGAGAAGGAUGGCAAAGCCUAUUGCCGCAAGGACUACUUUGAUAUGUUUGCUCCCAAGUGUGGAGGCUGUGCCCGGGCUAUCCUGGAAAAUUACAUCUCUGCCUUGAACACCCUGUGGCACCCCGAGUGCUUUGUCUGUCGGGAGUGUUUCACCCCGUUUGUCAACGGCAGCUUCUUCGAGCACGACGGGCAGCCCUACUGCGAGGUGCAUUACCACGAGCGCCGCGGCUCGCUCUGCUCCGGCUGCCAGAAGCCCAUCACAGGACGCUGCAUCACUGCUAUGGGCAAGAAAUUCCACCCAGAACACUUUGUCUGUGCCUUCUGCCUCAAGCAGCUCAACAAAGGAACCUUCAAGGAGCAGAACGACAAGCCCUACUGCCAGAACUGCUUCCUCAAGCUCUUCUGUUAGAGGCACUAUAGAUGGGCGCUCAAGCAUCUUUCUGCCACCCCCUUGGCAGUUCUGUCUCUCUGAACAUUACUGUGAUUUAGGAACCUUACCAGGCAGGGGAGGAGGGGGGU
Molecule: messenger RNA, 3631 nt
Organism: Melospiza melodia melodia
Lineage: Eukaryota; Metazoa; Chordata; Aves; Passeriformes; Passerellidae
Gene: PXN
Product: paxillin
Exons: 15
Coding region: 51-3521 (1156 amino acids)
Biological process (GO): substrate adhesion-dependent cell spreading; transforming growth factor beta receptor signaling pathway; endothelial cell migration
Source: RefSeq, a predicted model, not a curated record